CCUAACUCUCCUCUUCUCCAACCUCAGAUCCAGUCGCCGCCGCCUCCAACCUCGGCUCCGACCAUCCUUGUCCAAGAUCCGGCGAUCUCCAGCCAUACCCAUCCAGCCCUAUAGCUAGAUACAUCUCUCCCUCGUCCAGAUCUAGCCAUCCCUGCGCCGAAUCUGUCUAAGUCGGCCAUGGCUGCAGCCGCCUCCAGAUCUGCCAUGGCUCCGCCCUCGGCUCCAAGCUCGUCGGACUACACCAAGUCCGUCAAGCAAAUCCCCUACAACAUCUCCGUCCUCGAGAUCUCCGAUCCCAUUACUUUCCUCGGUCUUCUCGAUGCUCCCUCCACUGCCAGCCAUCUUCUUGAAAAAGCCGGGUGCAAGACUUUUGCUGGUCUCGUCGAGAGCUCGGGAGUUCUGAAGAUGUUAGAGGCUGUUGAGGACAAGGGGCUGACACUGUUUGUGCCUAACGACGAGGCUUUCAAGGCUAAGGGGAUUCCGGAUCUGAACAAGCUCAGUAGCGCUGAGCUUGUGACGUUGCUGCAGUACCACGCGUUGCCGAGUUAUUCUCCGAAGACGUCGUUGAAGGGAACUGAUCGUCCCAUCGCCACCAGUGGAGCUGGCAAGUUUGAUCUGACUGUGAGUUCUCAUGGCGAUGAUGUGAGCUUGAAGACUGGAAUGGGGAGUUCUCGCAUUGCAGAGACGGUUCUUGAUGAUACCCCGGUCUGUAUUCUAACUGUGGAUAGUAUCUUGCUGCCGUCAUAG
Messenger RNA from Asparagus officinalis (garden asparagus), 747 nucleotides. RefSeq names its product fasciclin-like arabinogalactan protein 10. The record is from RefSeq and is a predicted model, not a curated record. Gene Ontology annotation, cellular component: plasma membrane. Lineage: Eukaryota; Viridiplantae; Streptophyta; Magnoliopsida; Asparagales; Asparagaceae.